Molecule: messenger RNA, 1905 nt
Organism: Habropoda laboriosa
Lineage: Eukaryota; Metazoa; Arthropoda; Insecta; Hymenoptera; Apidae
Gene: oys
Product: lysophospholipid acyltransferase 1
Exons: 11
Coding region: 1-1467 (488 amino acids)
Biological process (GO): lipid modification
Cellular component (GO): membrane
Molecular function (GO): acyltransferase activity
Source: RefSeq, a predicted model, not a curated record
AUGUUGCAAACUGUAGAUAGAUGUUGCAUUAUUUGUCAGCGGACUUCGGUGAAUUUUCUAUUAACGCAGUUCACUGCACUGAUAUUGGCUGGAUUUUUAAGAACGUUUCUUAGUCCAGUCGCCGUUACAGCAGCCAUCAGACAUGUAUUUGGUCUCGUUAUCGGCCUUGCGCUUGGAUAUUUCUGCUUCGGCAGGCAGACGAUACACCUUGCAGCCCUUCCCGCCUUAUGUUACAUAGCAAUGCGCACACAAAAUCCUCGUAAUAUACAGAGGGCCGUGCUGACGACGGCGUUGCUCUACUUAUCAUGCGUGCAUUACCAUCGACAGAUGUACAAUUACGGCUCGUACUGUCUCGAUAUCACCGGGCCGCUUAUGGUGAUAACACAGAAAGUGACCAGCCUCGCGUACAGCAUACACGAUGGGUUAACGCGACGUGAAGAGGAACUUACGCCAACGCAACGCCAUCAAGCUGUGAAAAAGAUGCCGACAACGUUAGAGUACUUCAGCUACGUCUUCCACUUUCAAGCAUUGAUGGCUGGACCUGUGAUAUUUUAUCGCGAUUACAUCGAUUUUAUUCACGGAUCUAAUUUAGGCGGAACGAAACCAUUAACGGGCUGCGAUAAAAAUUCUGGUCACUACGAUGAAAUAGUCCUGGAACCAUCCCCGACGCCGGUUGUAGUGAAAAAGGUUGUAGUCAGUUUAUUGUGCGCGGCUAUGUUCGUGACUUUCAUUCCAACGUAUCCGAUUCAGAAGCUAAAAGACGAUGACUUCUUAAAGAACACAACGGUGUUUUAUAAGGUGUGGUUCUUGAUGGUGGCCACUAUGCUAGUUCGGUUUAAGUAUUAUCACGCUUGGAUCUUCGCCGAUGCAAUUUGCAAUAAUUCCGGGCUCGGGUUUAGCGGAAUAGAUGAGAAAGGCGAGGCCAAAUGGGAUCUAUUUUCUAAUGUCGACGUUUCUGGUUUCGAGAUGUCUCUCAGUUUGAGGGACAGUAUCGAGCACUGGAACAAAGGAACCAAUAGGUGGCUUAGGUCGCUUGUAUACGAGAGAGUAGAACAUAAUAAAGUUAUGUUCACAUACGCUCUUUCUGCGUUAUGGCACGGUUUUUAUCCUGGUUACUAUUUAACAUUCGCCAACGGAGCCUUUUUCACUAUAGUAUCACGCUCUGGUCGUCGUAACAUGCGACCACACUUCUUAGGGUCCAAGGGGAAGAAGUUCCUUUACGAUGCGCUUACGUUCAUUGCAACGCGAAUCUUAAUGGCCUAUAUCACAUUCAGCUUUGUACUCUUGGAAUUUAUGCCAAGUCUCACGAUGUACCUGUAUUUAUACCUGUUUGUACAUAUAUUCGGUUUAGUUAUACUAGUGGUCGCACCUCGUCUUCCGAAACUCCCAUCGCACAACAAAGUAAACGAGGAGGAAUCGCAGAAUUCUCAGAAAUUAAUCAAUGGAACCGCGCGUAAAUCCAUGUGAACUAUAUUUCGAUGUGGCCAAAACAAAAGGAAAGGAAAGGAAAACAGUGACGAUCCACACAAGAGAUACAUAUUUUUUAUGAAUGUUUUAAUAUGCAUAUAAAUUUUAUGUACAUAUUAUAUACACGCACAUACAUAUAUACGUAUGAUAUUUAUUGUUGCGACGUGUUACUAGUACAAAUUCUAUGUCGAGCGUGUGAAAAAAAAUUAUAUUUGUUUUAUAUAAUGUGAGUGAGUAAUCGUAUAUUUAUAUGAGCGUUUCGUACAAUAACGUCGUCAGCAAGCAGAAAAUAAUCCGAAGCGAUACGGUAGAUAUUAUUUGUCAGAAAUCAUGUUUCCACGUUCCUUUUUUUUUUUCUCUUUCUCUUUUGCGGUGUUUAUUGUAAGGAAUGAUGAACAGAUUGUAACGUUUCCGUAGGACGUGUUAUGAUUUUAAUUC